CUGAACAUCCCGGCAUAUUGCAUCGUUACUUAAGCGAGUCAGUGAACUGUCCUCAGCGAAUAUUGUCCGUGGUUACUUAACGUAUUGCAGUAGAAAGUCGGCGUUUGUCGCGGCCAAAGCACAGUCUUUUGUAUACCGCUGUUAUUUUCAAAGGUUCGAUAAAAGUUUUAAUUAACGUAUCGUGUGCAUGAACACGAGAGCGCCAAAAUAAUAAUCAUCAAAUCUGUCGGUUCUAUGGAUCUUGAAGAAGUGAUCGUUUGCUUUUCUUUCACGGCAAUUGAUGUGUUGAACCAAGAUUUACAUAAUUGUCAAACAAAGUAGAUAAACAGUGAUUAAAACCAUGAAAACGAACAAUUGAUUCCCUACGCCCUUGCAGACGAAUGAAACGAUAGCCCUAAUAUUUUUCUUCUUCGGUGAAUAAAAUCAUCGCGAUCUUAUUCGAUACAGAAAUGGAUGGUCUUAUUGAAAUUUUUCUUUUCUUUGGGGUUCUUUUCUACUUCUUUAAUUUCAGAGCUUCCAAUAUGGUCGAUAUACUUUCAACACGUUUACAAGAAGUAUAUGCAAAAUGGGAGACCAGAACGGCGGUAAUGCGAAAUCCAGAAUCAAAUACAACCCGACUUUUAAUAGAAGAUCUUCGACGAACUGGACAAUUAUUGUAUAAGAAAAAGGCACAAGACAAGGAAUUAGCCAGAAAAAUCCGGAAAGACUCUUUAUUUAAAAUCAAAGAGUCGGAACCAUUAGUACCCUUCAUCAAAGAAAAAUCCUCCUUUUUACAUUAUUGUUGCAAUAGUUGCACUCCAUCAUCUAGAAAUUCUUUAGUAAAUACUAUUAGUAAACAAUAUAUGCCUUUUGGAUUAAAUAUAUUGGUAGUUAAUCGAGGUUCAUCAUUGUUCUCCAAAGUGUUUUAUUGUAUUUCACAUGUUUACAAUUGUAAAAAGUAUGAUUAUCCAAGGGUAUCACAAACAGUUUUAGAAGAUGAAAGAUUAAAAGAUGCAAUUAAAUUGACUGCUUGGGAAACAGUUACCAAUGAAGGUUGUAGUGAAACAGUUGCCCUGUUAAAAGCAGGAGCUAGAGCCAAAACUAUAUUAUUUCAAAUGGAAAGCAAAUUGAGUAAUCUUUUACUUAAAAUAACAGCCUGGCUUCUUUAUAAAUUAUUGCCAUAUUUUAUACAAUCUACUAUAGUAUUGCCAUCACAAAUGGAAAUGUUAAAAAAAGCAAACGAGACUGGUCUUCCUUUGAUAUUACUUCCUUUACAUCGUAGUCACUUGGAUUAUAUUAUGAUUAGCUUCGUUCUUUUAAUAAAUAAUAUUAAGAAUCCAAUCAUAGCAGCUGGUGAUAAUCUAAAAAUUCCAUUUUUUGGGUGGUUUCUACGAGGCUUAGGCGCAUUUUUUAUAAAACGUCGGAUCGAUCCUGUUAUAGGCCGCAAAGAUAUUCUUUACCGUGCCACUCUUCAUACCUACAUAAUGGAAAGUUUAAGGGCGGGUUAUAAUAUAGAAUUCUUUAUAGAAGGUGGACGCUCAAGAACUGGUAAACCAUGUAUGCCAAAAGGUGGCAUUUUGAGUGUCAUUCUUGAUGCAUACAUGGAUGGAAUUAUUGAAGAUGCAUUAUUAAUACCUGUAGCAAUGAACUAUGAACGUCUUGUUGACGGCAAUUUUAUCAAGGAACAGCUAGGUCAGCCAAAAGAAAUGGAAUCAUUUAAAUCUACGGUUAAAGCCAUAUGGUCAACCUUAAUAGGAAAUUAUGGUAUUGUCAAAAUUGAUUUUUGCCAACCAUUUUCACUUAGGGAAAUGUUAAAAUCUUUUGAAAAGCAACAAAAUAAAUUAACCGGAGGCAAAAUAUUUCCUGUUGAAAAGCCUUUAAAAUCUACAAUGUCUAGCUCGUCAUUGUAUGGUACAGAUGUAAUUGUAGAAGAAUACCGUCAAUUAGUUGAUAGUAUUGCGCGACACGUCGUGUAUGACUGUACUAGCUCAAUGCCAAUAAUGUCGACCAAUGUUGUUGCAUUCUUACUUUUGAAUAAAUUCCGAGAUGGUUGUACUUUGGAUAAAUUGGUUGAAACGUUUGAUUUAAUAAGACAAGAGUUAGAAAGCCGUAAUAAAGAUCUUGCAUUUUGCGGAGAAACUGUUGAUAUUAUAAAUCAUGCUUUGGAUAUCUUAGGUCCAGGUUUAAUAAAACAACAACGUCAAGAAAUUACAGAAACAGUUAAUGGUCGGCAAAUUAAAUCAAAUUUUGUUAUUGCAAUACGUCCUGUAUCGAUUCUACCAAAUGUAAUUGAAUUAUCCUAUUACAGCAAUACAAUGCUAACAUGCUUUAUUAUGGAUAGUAUAGUAGUAACAGCCUUAUAUGCCGAAUUGCAAUCACAGAUCAAUGACCCUAUAGCUAUUGCUCAAAAUAAUAUUAUGGUCUCUCAAGAUCAUUUGAUUGAAAAGUCACUUAAACUUUGUGAUAUCCUUAAGUAUGAAUUUAUUUUCUGCAAACCGUGUCAAGAAUUAGAACGUGUUGUUGUAGAAACUAUAAUAAAUCUUUCAUACACAGACCUCAUUACUUUACAAGAGGAACAUUAUUUACAAGAAGAGUUAUGGAGUAGAAGAUAUGCAGAAAAUUUUGAUAAUAGUUCAGAUGAAGAAUAUUGUAACAAAAAUAAGAUUAAAAAUAUUCAGUACAAAUUGAGCUUAAUACCAGAACAUGCAGAACGUAUGGAAUUUCUUCACGUAUUAUUGCGACCAUUAAUUGACACAUAUACUUUUAGUGCCUUUACUCUUAGAAAAUUAGUAGGACAAUCACUUUCUGAAAGAGAUUUAAUUCAUGAAAUAUUUUGUGAUUUGAAAAUGAAUUUAGAUUGUGGUAUAGUAAAUUAUGGUGAAAGUUUAUGUGUUGAUCCAAUAAAAAACUCUUUAAAAUUAUUUGAAAAAUGGAAUGUCUUGGAGUGUUAUCUACAAGAGAAUAUUAAAAUUUUCUAUUUGAAAGAUGAAUAUGACACAGAUUCGGCUGUAACAAAAGUGUAUGAUACAAUAGCAGCUUUCAAAUGGACCAGAAAUGUAAACUAA
Eufriesea mexicana is the source of this 3044-nucleotide messenger RNA. It is a transcript of the gene mino, whose product is annotated as glycerol-3-phosphate acyltransferase mino. The transcript is spliced from 13 exons. Bases 450 to 3044 code for a protein of 864 amino acids. Gene Ontology annotation, molecular function: glycerol-3-phosphate O-acyltransferase activity. Gene Ontology annotation, cellular component: mitochondrial membrane. Gene Ontology annotation, biological process: glycerol-3-phosphate metabolic process; fatty acid metabolic process; phospholipid biosynthetic process. The record is from RefSeq and is a predicted model, not a curated record. NCBI's taxonomy places the organism in Eukaryota, Metazoa, Arthropoda, Insecta, Hymenoptera, Apidae.